AUGAUUUAUGCUUCCAUAAUUUUAAAUGGGAAAAGGAAAAAAGACCAUUAUUUUGAAUUAGCAGAUUAUUAUGAAAAUUAAAACCUUUACCUAGUACCUUAAUAACUGAUAUAGAAUCAUUUGAUGAAAUAAUCCAAAAAUAAUUAAGAGAACAAUUUAAAAUAGAGCCUACAGUUUAGAGAUAAGAUAUAAAAAGAACAGAUAAAGAGAAAGGAUUAAAAAGUAAAAAGAAAAGGCAUUAUAUGA
This is a messenger RNA of Paramecium pentaurelia, 246 nucleotides long. Lineage: Eukaryota; Ciliophora; Oligohymenophorea; Peniculida; Parameciidae. The record is from the annotation of a GenBank genome assembly.